Messenger RNA from Pteropus alecto (black flying fox), 1856 nucleotides. Its product is annotated as dipeptidase 2. Gene Ontology annotation, molecular function: metallodipeptidase activity. Gene Ontology annotation, biological process: proteolysis. The coding region runs from base 271 to 1773 and encodes 500 amino acids. Lineage: Eukaryota; Metazoa; Chordata; Mammalia; Chiroptera; Pteropodidae. The record is from RefSeq and is a predicted model, not a curated record. The transcript is spliced from 12 exons.
UAGCCAUCAAAGUUUCUGGGUGAGCUAGAGCCAGAGGAGCCACAAGAUAAGGCGGGUGUAGCCACAAAAUCCAGGUUCCAGGCCUUUCCUUAGGACCCAUUCUUCUGACCUCAACAAGGUGGGGGAUUCCACACUGAGGGCUCAUACAGGAAAACCGGGAGCCCAGAGCACCGAGACCACAAAGACAGCUACAUGAGGAUCUAGGAGUGUCCGAGCCAGACUGCAGGCUCUCGAGAUCAGACCCUGCUCACCUGCCCCGCCCUGUGCAGCAUGCGGCCUAAGGGCCUCGAGGGUCUCAGCCUGCUCGGCUGGCGGCCUCUGCUGCGUCUGCUGCUUCUGCUGUCUCUGCUGCCGCGGCCGGUGACCCGCGCCCAAACUACGCCCGGCGCCUCCAGCACUCCGACGGUGCUGGGCACCCCCAGUGCCCCGACUACGCCAGGUGCCCUUAGCGACCCGACUCAGCCAGGCACCCCUAGCUCCCCAACCGCACCGAGAGGCCCCAGCGCCCCGAGUCUGCAGGAGCUUGCGAGGACCCUGAUGCAGGACUUCCCGCUUGUGGACGGCCACAAUGACAUGCCCCUGGUCCUGAGGCAGUUUUACCGCAAUGGGCUACAGGAUGUUAAUCUGCGCAAUUUCAGCCACGGCCAGACCAACCUGGACAGACUUAGAGAUGGUCUUGUGGGUGCCCAGUUCUGGUCAGCCUACAUCCCGUGCCAGACCCAGGAAAGGGAUGCCGUGCGCCUGACCCUGGAGCAAAUUGACCUCAUUCACCGUAUGUGUGUCUCCUAUUCUGAGAUGGAGCUUGUGACUUCGGUUAAAGCUCUGAACAGUAGCCGGAAGUUGGCUUGCCUCAUUGGUGUGGAGGGUGGCCACUCACUGGACAGUAGCCUCUCUGUCUUGCGUACCUUCUAUUUGCUGGGUGUGCGCUACUUGACACUCACUCACACCUGCAACACGCCCUGGGCAGAGAGCUCAGCCAAGGGCAUCCACUCCUUCUACAACAACGUCACUGGGCUGACCAGCUUUGGUGAGAAGGUAGUGAUUGAAAUGAACCGCCUGGGCAUGAUGGUAGACUUGUCCCAUGUCUCAGAUGACACGGCACGGCGGGCCUUGGCAGUAUCACAGGCACCUGUGAUCUUCUCCCACUCAGCUGCCCGAGGGGUGUGCAAGAAUGCACGGAAUGUUCCUGAUGAUAUUCUGCAGCUUUUGAAGAAGAAUGGUGGCAUCAUGAUGGUGUCCUUCUCUGCGGGGGUGCUGCAGUGCAACCUUUUAGCCAAUGUCUCCACUGUGGCAGAUCACUUCGACCACAUCAGGGCAGUCAUUGGAUCCAAGUUCAUCGGAAUUGGUGGAGAUUAUGAUGGGGCCAGCCGGUUCCCCCAGGGUCUGGAGGACGUGUCCACAUACCCGGUACUAAUAGAAGAGUUGCUGAGACGUGGCUGGAGUGAGGAGGAGCUCCAGGGCGUCCUUCGUGGAAAUCUGCUGCGGGUCUUCGAACAAGUAGAACAGGUACGGGAGAAAAACAAGGGGCAAAGGCCCUUGGAGGAUGAGUUCCCGGAUGAGCAGCUAGGCAGCUCUUGCCGCUCUGUCCUCUCACGCCUGCAUCAGAGACAGUUUAUGCCUCCAGACCAGAAACUAACUGAGACUUCGACACAUUGGACACCCAAGAUGUCACCUAAGGAGUCAUUCUCAAAAUCCUCCCCCCACAUGGUCCCAAGCCUCACAGUUUCUGCUUCCUUCCCAGUCCUCAUUCUGUGGCUCUUGCAACCCCAUUAAUCCUGCCAGAUGUCACUUUGGCAGCCGUGGACACCCCACAAAAUUCCCCUGUUGUGCAGGCACAAACAUUUCCUAAAAAUAAA